ACGAUGAAGGAUGGCCAUCAAACUGGUUUUUGGGUUUUUAUUUUUGUAGACGAAAUCUUGUUUUCAUGUUUGCUGUGAUUGGAUUGGAUCUGAUCAUGGAGCAAAAGUCAUGACUACUAUAUCAUGCGUUUCGGAGUAUAAAUAGGUGAAAAACUUUUGAGAGACUAGUAGCUGCUCGUGUCAAUUGCCUCUGGUAAGCAUCUAAAAGUCUGAAAAUGAGGAUCUGUAUCGUUUUACUGAGUGUUUGCAUCGCAACAUCUUUUGGCCUUCCUUCUGCGCAAGUGGUGGAGAACAAAGGCCCAGCUUACCAGACGGUUUGUUUUGCUGAAACCGGAGUUAACCCAGAGUUGGUGAAAAAGGCUUACGAGAGAAAUGAAUGGGAGAAUGACAAUAAUCUGCACUGCUAUGCCCUGUGCUUAAUGAACAAAUGGGGAUGGGUGGACGCGGCCCAGGGCAUUUGGAUUCCCGAUGCAAUUCGUGCAUCAAUUAAUAAGGCAUUUCCCAAUGGCAAUGCAGAUGCAGUUCUAGCCAAGUGUCACAGCGGAUCUCCAUUGGCCACUUGCGAUAACGCAUAUUUAAUAGCCAAAUGUUGGAAUGAUCUCAGAAUUGCCAACGCUGCAGCUAAAGUAUAGAUUUAAAUACAUCGAAAGUCAAACUGUUACCUCUUUCUAAUAAACACAUGUAAUAACGGCCAUCA
Molecule: messenger RNA, 697 nt
Organism: Fopius arisanus
Lineage: Eukaryota; Metazoa; Arthropoda; Insecta; Hymenoptera; Braconidae
Product: general odorant-binding protein 99a
Exons: 5
Coding region: 216-632 (138 amino acids)
Molecular function (GO): odorant binding
Source: RefSeq, a predicted model, not a curated record